AUGGACGCGUCCAGUCCCUCUCUUCAAAGCACCAAGAGGCAAUGUAUCUUCCACCCUGAAGAUUCGAUCGAACCGUGUCUUAUUCGUGCGUGGUUGAACCCCCGAACCGAAUCAAAUGGACCGUUUGUCCUGGAUCAUGGUCACUGUUCUCUUGUAUGGCUGUGUAGCGGGCGGUAUGGCAACACGGGCUCUGAAGCCGUCUUCGCUCCCAGAUACCAUGGUGGCCAAUGCAGAACUGUGUACGUGUCUUUCAUUUCGAUGACCGAUGUUAGCUCGCAUUCACGCAUCCUUCAAUUGCGGUACCAUGGAGUCCAGAUGAUUAGUCCGCCCCGCAUUUUUAGCAGCCAUCCCGAUUAA
This is a messenger RNA of Heterobasidion irregulare TC 32-1, 357 nucleotides long. RefSeq lists its product as uncharacterized. The transcript is spliced from 3 exons. NCBI's taxonomy places the organism in Eukaryota, Fungi, Basidiomycota, Agaricomycetes, Russulales, Bondarzewiaceae. The record is from RefSeq and is a predicted model, not a curated record. The coding region runs from base 1 to 357 and encodes 118 amino acids.